UGUAUGGCGAGUCGUGUUGCCUGUCAGGAUGAUAGAGGUAGCAGGAGUCGUCUUGAACAAGAUGAUCGUCAGCGUUAUAUAGGAAUGAAAGCUGAAGCUGAUCUUUUACUGCGAGUCUCGACUAGCCCAAGUCAGUGUGAGGCGGGCGCCACUAACCUGCUCCACUGGUUGAACGUGAAGGAACCUGAUCGAGUCGUAUCGUGUCGCCACGCUGAUGUAGAUGCUCAAAUAAUUGAUUCAUGUUUCAGUGCACAGGGACAAAGUAAUCGUCACGGAAAAAACUGAAAGUGAAACUUCUCAUCGGAUCGACAUUCGAGCUAUUCAAUUGAGGCAAAAUCUACGACGACGACCGCGAUGUCUGCUUUUCGCUACAGAAGAUUGAUAAAGUAAGCAAAUCAUCUUCCUCCUCGCACAAGUUUUUUUGUUCUUGGACUCGGCUCAGUCAUCAUCUACUUCAUACAUCAUUUCUCAUACUCGAUCAUUAUCAAUCUACUUCAACUUGUACUGCUUCAGCUGAUACAGAAGUAGAAAACACAAUGCCGCCGCCGUCAUCUGUCGGUGCAGAUGCAGGGCGCACUGGCCGCAGUCGGAGCCCCAGGCGACAUCCGCAACGGGUUGAAGAUCUUUUCCAAGACGACUCAACACUGCAGAUGGGAGGGCUUGCCGGAAUAUGGAAAGUCAAGAACGACGAGAUGGACGAUGAAGUUCCGAGUAUGGUGUGGGUCGACACAGACGGUCAAAGUAUGCGAUUUUUCAAACAAGAUAAAUGGAAGAUGGCACGCGGCGCAGGGAGUCAGAAAAACACCAUCUUCAGUGUCAAAGCUAAAAUUGCGAACAGGAUGUGGGUCGCGAACGGUGUCCGUGCCGACGCCGAGAGCAUAACGUGGCAGAACGAAGCGGAUGCGGAUGAAAAAGCAACCUGGAUCCGUAGUAAAGAACACGCGCUGCCGUCCUGCUCCGGCGCUAGCUCUCGCCAAGUGCCCGGCAAUGGCGCGGAAAUCAAUCGGCCGAUUGUUAGCGCGGACAUGAUCGACGACGGGAUCGACCGAACGAUUGCGCAGGCAGAGGAGGCCUUCCAAGAGACGACCAAGGCUUUUCAAGAAACGACCAGAGCAGCGCUCGAAAAGCUGCGAAACGGGCUCCAGUCCGCGAAAAAAUGUGAGGUCGUUCCGAGCUGCAAAAUUUGCUUGACCCGCCCGGUUUCCGUCGUCCUUCUCGGCUGCGGGCACACGCUCUGUAACGAUUGCGCUGAUAUUCAGUGCAAACCCGGCAAAGUGUGCUUCGCGUGCAAGGUUCCCUACGCGGGGCGGCAGCAGAUGUUCUUCUCGUAGGGGUUCACGGGUUUGCAAUCUCUCUCGUUGGUGUCAACAAAGCGUGAUCCUGAAAACAGUUAGAUACCAAACUGACAUUCGUGCUUUUCCUAUUGCCCCCAGUAUGAUCCUUUGCUUUUCAGACUCAGAGAUGUAGAAACUAACCCGUCAGCACUUUGAGCUGUAAUGUCGUUCAAUCAGAAGUAGAAGUUUAGCACCUCCUGCACCUUGUCCCUGUGUUACCAUCUCUGUGAGUCGGCCCUGAGACGCGACGCAGAUGCUGAGAAUUCCAAUGCCCUGUUCUCCGACAUCCAGCUGUG
This is a messenger RNA of Amoebophrya sp. A120, 1630 nucleotides long. NCBI's taxonomy places the organism in Eukaryota, Dinophyceae, Syndiniales, Amoebophryaceae. The record is from the annotation of a GenBank genome assembly.